AUGAAUCACAAUAUUUCUAAGUUUCCACCAGAUGUGUCAAAGCUGUUCAAAGCGCGACCUCCAUUACAGUAUAAAAGACAAGUGGAUUAUCCACUAGAGAAAAGACAGACCAAUCCCCACAUAACAGGGGUUUCACAUCUUUUAGGAUCACAGUUGAACGAAUAUCGCAACCGAUUCUCUGAGGGGAGCAGCAAUGAGCAUAUAAAAGAAUACGAAAAAGCUGUUACUUCCAAAAUAAAUGAACUACGAUCGUUAGAUGAGAAACUCAAGAACUGGGAGCCCAACAAUGAUCCAAAUAUAAAGCAUACAGACCCUUAUAGGACCAUAUUCGUGGGAAGACUGUCCUAUGAAGUAAAUGAAGUUGAAUUACAGAAAGAAUUCAUAAAGUUUGGUGAAAUUGAAAAAGUUCGUGUGGUAAGAGACAAGAUAACCAAUAAGUCAAGAGGUUAUGCAUUUGUCGUUUUUACAAAUCCACAGAGUAGCAAACUAGCUUGCAAGGAAAUAGGUGUCCAUAGAGGCCUGGAGAUUGGUGGCAGAACAUGUAUUGUUGACAUCGAAAGAGGUAGAACCGUAAAAUACUUCAAACCAAGGAGAUUAGGUGGCGGCUUAGGCGGUAGGGGCUAUACUAAAAUGUAUCGGAAAUCCGACAGGCCAUUCAGAAGGCCUGUCAUGGAACGUGACCCAGUUAUCCUCCCAAAUCCUAAGACUUUCCCGACAAGACCUGUAUACACGGGACCCAGCCGUUUCUCAAGAUCUCCUGCAUCAACACAGACGGCUUCAUCGAUGCCAUCAAACAGGUACGGCGCAAACGCAGGUCAAGAAGUCCCGCCAGUGCAGACCUCUUAUCGAUCUAGAAACGCAAGAGCACAAGAAUCAAACAAGGUACAGAAGACCGAAGAACCAGACUACUAG
Molecule: messenger RNA, 912 nt
Organism: Zygotorulaspora mrakii
Lineage: Eukaryota; Fungi; Ascomycota; Saccharomycetes; Saccharomycetales; Saccharomycetaceae
Gene: SNP1
Product: U1 snRNP complex subunit SNP1
Exons: 1
Coding region: 1-912 (303 amino acids)
Biological process (GO): mRNA splicing, via spliceosome
Cellular component (GO): precatalytic spliceosome; U1 snRNP; U2-type prespliceosome
Molecular function (GO): U1 snRNA binding; mRNA binding
Source: RefSeq, a predicted model, not a curated record